AUGUUAUCUCAUUCUCCAGAACAUGCUGUAGUUAUUUAUAAAUGUGUAACCACCAGCUGCCUUUUCUCACAGUUUUUUUCCUCUCUCAAAAAUACUCUGAUAAGCAGCAAACAAGGAACAACCACAGGACUACAGGCAUUUGUAUGUAACUAUCUUCAAAAGCGGCUAUAUAAAAUAUAUAUAAAAAACAUGAAAAGCACAUUAAUAGGAUUUCUUAUGAACUUUUGGAUUUCUUUUUCACUCGCUUUGUAUUUUCACAUUGGAGAAAGAGAAGAGAAAUGCAUAAUUGAAGAUAUUCCCAGCGACACCUUGCUAGUCGGGAAUUACAAAGUACAACGCUGGGAUAUACAUAUACAUGACUUUCUUGAAUCUGCUCCUGGCUUGGGAAUGUUUGUGACUGUCACAAGCCCUACUGGUGAGGUACUGUUGUCAAAACUGUAUGGGCCACAAGGGACCUUUACUUUUACAUCCUACAUCUCUGGGGAGCAUAUCAUCUGUUUCCAGUCUAACUCCACAAGAUUUGCAGUGAUUGCAGGAAGUAAACUGCGUAUCCACUUGGACAUCAGAGUUGGAGAACAUUUUUUGGAUGAAUCUGCUAUUCGAGCCAAAGACAAAGUGAAUGAAGUUAAUAUCAGACUAGAGCAUCUAAUUGAGCAAAUUCAUCAUGUAACCAGAGAACAAGACUAUGAAAGAGAGCGUGAAGAAAAAUUUCGGAAAACAAGUGAAGAAACCAACAGCAAUAUUUUGUGGUGGGCUAUAGUACAAACACUAAUCCUCAUCUCUGUUGGAAUUUGGCAAAUCAAAUCUCUCAGAGAUUUCUUUAUAUCUAAGAAGCUUGUUUAA
Molecule: messenger RNA, 843 nt
Organism: Vidua chalybeata
Lineage: Eukaryota; Metazoa; Chordata; Aves; Passeriformes; Viduidae
Product: transmembrane emp24 domain-containing protein 11-like
Biological process (GO): Golgi organization; intracellular protein transport; endoplasmic reticulum to Golgi vesicle-mediated transport
Cellular component (GO): endoplasmic reticulum; COPII-coated ER to Golgi transport vesicle; endoplasmic reticulum-Golgi intermediate compartment
Source: RefSeq, a predicted model, not a curated record